Molecule: messenger RNA, 3537 nt
Organism: Ruditapes philippinarum (Manila clam)
Lineage: Eukaryota; Metazoa; Mollusca; Bivalvia; Venerida; Veneridae
Exons: 11
Coding region: 118-2646 (842 amino acids)
Biological process (GO): cytokine-mediated signaling pathway
Cellular component (GO): external side of plasma membrane; signaling receptor complex
Molecular function (GO): cytokine binding; cytokine receptor activity
Source: RefSeq, a predicted model, not a curated record
AGGUUAAACUCAAUACAGAAUCACACCGUUAAAUUAUAUUUGGUAAACCGCGAUCAUGCGGAUAUUAUUAUAUACUAGAUCAAAUACCAAAACCGAAACUCCACAUCAUUGUGAAUCAUGAAAAUGUACGGGAUGGGAUUAAAAUUCUGGAUAUUUGUUUUUUGUUAUGGUUUUACUGUUGUUGCUGCAAGGCAGUGUUUUCAGAUAUUUCCUAAAGACAAUGUAACCGUCGCGACCGGUGAAAGCCUACAAGUGAACUGCUCAGUUAACAUGGCACACAACAUCAGUGAUUGUUUUGAUAAUGUUGCUAUCAAUGACGUGUCGGUUUAUAAGGGAAGUAAGCAAUUUGGAACGAAAAGUUUAACUCAUUUUGAGGAAAAUGAAUCAGUUGCACUGACGAUUCAUCAAACAACCUUUGACGACAGCGGACUUUACAGCUGCGUUUAUAACAGUACAAUAUACUCAUCUGUGAACAUAAGUGUUGGAGAAAGCCCUAGAGCGCCCACAGAUCUAUUUUGUAUUACCUAUAAUUUUACUGCGUUGAAAUGUUAUUUCAAAUUGUUUGAAACCAAUAUCCCUACAGACACGGAAAUGAAAUUCAAAAGGAACUGGCAUAAUUGGACGACUUUAAGAAGAUCAAACUGUAACAUUGCAGAGGGGACGUGCUGGUUAGAUAGCGAAAAUGAUGAACCUUCUGAGUACACUUUUCUACCCAAUGUUGAAUAUGAAAUUUGCGUUGAGACACGAAAUAAACUGGGCGAGAACUCAAGUUACAUAAAGAUUGAAAAUACUUAUAACAUAGUUAAACCAGCUCCCGUUGGAAGCGUACAUUUUACAGAAGUGACUGGAACUAGUGUUGAACUUCACUGGGUGUGCCCAAAAGGACUCAGUUAUAAAGAUGAUGUUCAAAUAGACUAUAGAAUUACAGUAACAUCGGACUUGCACCAAGAAGACUAUUAUAAACUAAACAGCUCAAGCGUUGACGAGCACAUGGUUAUAACUGGUCUAAAACCUUCCACCAAUUACACUGUUACUGUUCAAGCCAAACCUUCAGCCGCUACUAGAGAUAUAUACUGGAGUAACAUCAGUACCAUAGUUUCAUUUGUCACUAACAGUACAGGCAUCCAAAAAUUAGACGUGAAAUUUGCAGCUGUUGCUGAGGUUACCGGAGCGACGGUCUCUGUAGUGGUAGUUUGUUGUCUAGUUGUUGUAUUAGCAUUUUAUGGGCGGAGAAAGUAUACAGUGUUUAAAGACAGAAACAGGAUUGCAACUCCGGAUGAACAUAAUGACGAGAUAGGGACUGACAUCAUUGAACCUGAAGAUGACCAGGAGAACAUAAGUGACAGUGGGUAUUUCUUGUCUUUUGCCGGAAAAAGAAGUACAUCAUCUGAUAGUACUGAAAAACUCUUGAAGAAAAAUGUUAACAACAAUCACUCAAAUAAUACAACAAUCAACAGCAACUGUAUUCUAUCAAAGAAGGUAGGUCACCAGUUAACCAAAAAUGAAAAUGAUUGCAUAAAAGCGUGUGACGAUAAAAUAUGCAAUGAUAAUGUCCACCUUGUGACAAGAGAAAGAAAUAGCGUUUUGAUACCGGGGCUAAAUAUAGAAAAUAAUGUCUCCGCUUUGCCAGAAGAAGAGAAAAAGGAUUUGAUACCGGGGAUAAAUGUACAAGAAUUCGUCUCCGUUUUGCCCGGAGAAGAAAAUAACGUUUUGAGAACAGAACAAAACAUACAAGAUUACGUCUUCACUAUGCCUGGAGAGGAAAACAAUGUUUUGAUUCUGGGAAAUGAUGUCCAUGAUUACGUCUCCACUAUGCCUGGAGAGGAAAACAAUGUUUUGAUUCCAGGAAAUGGUGUCCAUGAUUACGUCACCGCUAUGCCUGGUGAGGAAAACAAUGUUCCGAUUCUGGGAAAUGAUGUCCAUGAUUACGUCUCCACUAUGCCUGGAGAGGAAAACAAUGUUUCGAUACCGGGAAAUGAUGUUCAAGAUUACGUCUCCGCUUUACCAGAACAAGAGGAUGAUGUUUUGAUGCCAGGACAUAAUGUGCAAGAUUACGUCUUCGACAUUCCAGAGGAAAAUAACGUUUUGAUUCCGGGAAACUAUGUACAUGAUUACGUCUCUGCCAUGCCAGGGGAAGAAAAUGAUGUUUUGAUUCCGGGAAAUAAUGUGCAAGAUGAAUAUGUCUCUACUAUGUCUGUCAUCGAAAAUAAUAUUUCUACACCGAAAACCUAUGUACAAGAUUAUCUGUGCAAUUUACAAGAAGGAGAAAAUAGUUCGUUUAUGCCGGGACAUGAUAUACAAGAUUAUCUUUUGGCUGUGCCAGAAGAAGAAAAGAAAUCGAAACAUAAUGUACAUAAUUACGUGUCCGCAGUGUCAGAAGAAGAAAAUAAUUUGUUGACACCUGGACAUAAUGUACACGAUUAUGAAUUUGCUUUACCAGAAGAAGAAAAUGUUCUGAUACCGGGACAUAAUAAACAUGAAUACGUCUCCGCAAUGUCAGAAGAGGAAAAUGAUAUUCUGAUACCGGAAAAUAAUGUACACGAUUACGUUACUGCAAUGACAAAAGAAGAAAAUAAUCUUUUGCUCCCGGAACAUAUGGUAAAUGAUUAUGUUUCAGCUAUACCAGAAGAAAGUUAUUUAAUGUGAUACCUUGCGCACAAGGACGCGCUUGAAUUAAGUGUAAUAAGCUUAUUGAUGAUAGCACAACGGAAAAUUUAAUAUCCAGCAAAAACUAUAUGAAGGCUUGACGGAACAGCCGCAGAAGAAUUAGCAACAGAUAUUAUAUGUUUUGAUACCAAGACUUAUACCAAUUGAAACAAACUUAUAAAAUUACGGCUGUAGCAGCAACUUAAGUUACACGUUUAAUAUAUAACAUGAACGUUAUACGUUAAACAUUGAUAUAUCUGUGUUCAAAUAGUGAACUGAUCAAAAGUUAUUUACUAGUAUAAAAUACAAUUGUACGGAUGGUAGAAGGAACAGACAAUUGUUUUUAUGGUAAAAGGGAAAUCCCUCGAAAAACAUCAAACUUAUAUGAAAAUUGCAGAUUCGGUUUGAUGGAGAUUGUGCACGAGGGACGCACGCAAGUUUAAAAGAUUACACAUAUUACACACGUGUUUGGUCUGGCAGGAUUUGGAUUCGUUAGCGGAUUCGAAGUUUUAACAACUCAACAUUAGAGGGCCACGUGUAGUUAACAUGUUUAUUGAACAAAAUAUGAAAGUUCUAAUUGCGUAUAAUGGAAGGGAAAAAAUUGGGCUUAUGCGAUAUUGUUUUAAGUAAUAGAAACAACCAUUCUAGCAGUCAUUUAAAACAAUAAGUAAAUAUUACAAUCUCUGUAUUAUUUCAUUUUAUUGUAUAUUAUCUUAUGUUAUCAUAUGUAUACGUAAUGUUUAUUUUGCUUCUGAAUUGUUUUUACUAUUAAUUAAAGAAUUUACAAACCGAUAUAAAUAUCAUUAUCAUUCACAAUAUAUGCAUGUUUAUAUAAUUAUAUUUACAUGUAAUGUGUCAAUAAAGGCAAUAAACUGUGUUCAAAUAAUGUUC